Molecule: messenger RNA, 432 nt
Organism: Leptosia nina
Lineage: Eukaryota; Metazoa; Arthropoda; Insecta; Lepidoptera; Pieridae
Source: the annotation of a GenBank genome assembly
AUGGACACCAGCUCCAGCAUCGUUGAACAAUUCGGGAAAUAUCAAAUUCUACAAAUCAUUCUAACGUGUCUACCGGGCGUCUUCAAUUCUAUGAGCAACGUCAACUUUGUAUUUGUUGCUGGCGAUAUUAAUUAUAGAUGCCGAGUACCUGAAUGCGAAGCUGAUGAUGUCUUUUCACCACCAUGGUGGCCCAAUUCGUCAGAAGACCGAUGUUUAAGCCCAUUAUAUAACAAGAGUUUGAACGGCAUCUGUACAAACACCAGCUUUCACGGUUGGGAUCAUUGCACCAGCUGGAUUUAUGAAUCCAACGAUACAGUUAUCGCAGAGCUGGAUCUUGCCUGCCAACGAGUAAAAUCUAAUAUGAUCGGCACUGUGCAUAAUGUUGCGAUGGCCAUAUCGAUGUUUUCCGCUGGCUGGGUGGCUGAUUGGUAA